Messenger RNA from Plasmodium vivax (malaria parasite P. vivax), 1035 nucleotides. RefSeq names its product variable surface protein Vir27, putative. NCBI's taxonomy places the organism in Eukaryota, Apicomplexa, Aconoidasida, Haemosporida, Plasmodiidae. The coding region runs from base 1 to 1035 and encodes 344 amino acids. The transcript has 2 exons. The record is from RefSeq and is a predicted model, not a curated record.
AUGUAUUCUUAUUUUGAAGAUGGAAAACCUGGAUGUGAAUUACUUCCUUUUUACACAAACAUAAAGGAACAAUUACAAAAUUAUCAGAAUUAUGAUCUUCCAAAAUUUUCUGAAAAAAUUUUACAAGCUCUUUGCUUUAUAUAUAAUGAAAAAAAAAAUCGCCAAAAUAAUUUUAACGAAGAAUAUUGUUCGUAUUUAUAUUAUUGGUUAGGUCAUAAAAUAUAUCCCUUAGUACAUGAUAAGACAAUCUUUACAAAUAUUAUUAAGAUGAUUUAUGAUGAGCUUUAUGCUGGUAUUACAGAAAAUUUUAUAGUUUGUAGAUAUGUUUAUACCCCAAUUGAUGAAGAUAUAUUUAAUAAGAAUAAGGUGCUGUUUGAUUAUUCUAAGGAUUAUCAUAAUUUUGAGUUAGCUACUCCUCAUGGCGAAACCACAUGUGAUAAAGAUUAUAAGGAAUACAUGAAUAAUUAUAUUAGAAUGUAUAAUGAGGCAUAUUUUGAUUGCAAUAAAGGAAAUAAAAACAAUUUUGAUUGUAACUAUUUUUCUAAAUUAUUCCAGGAAAAACAAUACAAUAGCUUAUCUUCAUUUAGUUGCAUACAAAGUGAUAAGGGUGGAGUGUUUUUAGACAAACACAAAGCACAUGAGAAACAAGAACCCCCAUCAGUUCAAUCUUAUAGACAGACUACUGUUACACCUCCAUCACCUCAACACGUUCCAGGACGCAUUGCAGAUUUAGGUAUGAAACAACAACUAGGUAAUCAUAAAUUUCCAAGAACAAUAGAAACCAUUCAAUUGGAUGAUACUACUGAAGGUGGAUCUUCCAAAACUAUUGCGGGCUCAGUUGCUCCAGUAUUAGGAGUUUCAUCAAUUUCUUUACUCUUAUAUAAACUUACACCAGUUGGAGGAUAUAUAAACAGAUUACUAGGAAGGAACAGAAAUAUGUAUAAUCCUGUAGAAUAUAUGGAUUCAUUCAACCCAUAUAAUGAUGGAAUGGAUCCUGGGGGUAGAACAAUGAAUAUAUCCUACAACAUAUUAUGA